CCUCAUAGAAGAAAGUAACGAAAUAAUAAUUUUAUUUCUAAGUCAAGAAGAUAUGGAGAAAGCAAGCCAAGAUUCAGCGUUUUUGAUGAAUCUUGUUGCAAAGGAACGAACUGUAAAUAAUACUAUAAAUAAUGCUGUAAAUAAUAAUGUAAAUAACACUGUAAAUAAAAACAAUAAUAUUGAGCCAGAAGUUGAAUUGGAAGAUGCGAAUGAAACCGCUGACAAAAACAAUGCUGAUAAGUUAAAAACAUUUGUAUGGCCAGACAAAGCGGUAUAUUUAUUAAUUGAAAUAUAUAGAGAAAAGGAGGAAGAGUUCACAAAUGGUUUCAAGCGCAGUAACAAAAUUUGGGCUGAAAUUGCUGCUCAAAUGAAUGAAGCUAAUCCAGCCUACGAAUUAACAGCACAGCAAUGUACAUCAAAAAUGUCUGGCUUGAAGCGGACAUACAAAAAUAUUGUUGAUCAAAAUAAGAAGAGCGGCAAUAGUAGAAAUUCGUGGGCAUUUUUUUCGGUUAUGGAUUCACUAUUUGCCGACAAAGCGUCGAUUUCGCCUCCUGCAAUUGCCACGCAAGUGACGAUCGGAUCCAAAUCAGGAAGGAUCGUCGUUAUCAGUAUUUUCUUCCGUUAAAUC
Molecule: messenger RNA, 628 nt
Organism: Formica exsecta
Lineage: Eukaryota; Metazoa; Arthropoda; Insecta; Hymenoptera; Formicidae
Exons: 4
Coding region: 53-625 (190 amino acids)
Source: RefSeq, a predicted model, not a curated record